Molecule: messenger RNA, 3092 nt
Organism: Mauremys mutica (yellowpond turtle)
Lineage: Eukaryota; Metazoa; Chordata; Testudines; Geoemydidae
Gene: SLCO1A2
Product: solute carrier organic anion transporter family member 1A2
Exons: 16
Coding region: 277-2247 (656 amino acids)
Biological process (GO): bile acid and bile salt transport; transmembrane transport; sodium-independent organic anion transport
Cellular component (GO): membrane
Molecular function (GO): protein binding; bile acid transmembrane transporter activity
Source: RefSeq, a predicted model, not a curated record
UAGUAUAAACCUACGAGUGACCCGUGCCUCGUGCUGCAGAGGAAGGCGAUCUUUGACAACUGUCAUUAAAGGGGCUUUUCCAGCUCAGCGGUGCCCCAGAAUGUAUUGCCCUUUCUCCGCUCACAUCUUGGAGAAGUCCCAGAAUGCAUGAGAUUUGAAGACACCUGCUGGUUCAGCAGAGCUGCUAGAUCUACUAAAAUACCAGGAAGAAUAAGUAAAGUAGCCUCAUUAGAAAUUUUCAGAAGUAAACAUCCAGAGCCACCUUAAAAAAGCAACAUGAACGAAACUAAGAAACCAGCUGCAACUGAGAAAUUCUGCUGUAUUUCCAAGCUUAAGGUAUUUCUGCUGGCAUCAUCACUUGCAUAUCUAGCUAAAACUAUGUCUGGGGCUUACAUGAAUAGCAUGCUCACACAGAUAGAGAGAAGAUUUAAUAUUCCAGCCUCUCUGGUGGGCAUUAUUAAUGGAAGCUUUGAAAUUGGAAACUUGUUGGUGAUAGCAUUUGUGAGUUACUUUGGUGCAAAACUUCAUAGACCAAGAAUAAUUGCUUUGGGGUGCACAGUUAUGUCUUUUGCCUGUCUUUUGAUAUCACUGCCUCACUUUCUCAUGGAACGCUAUCAGUAUGAAACUGCCCUUUCACCAUUAGAGAAUUCUUCAUCAAGCAUGUCCAUGUGUCUCAUAAAUCAAAGCCAGUCCUCCACACAUAUGGAGAAACAACCAGCAGAGUGCGAACAAAAGUCUGGGUCCUUGAUGUGGGUGUUUGUGUUGGUAGGAAACAUAAUACGGGGCAUUGGUGAAACUCCCAUCAUGCCAUUAGUCAUUUCAUAUGUGGAGGAUUUUUCCAAAGCAGAAAAUUCACCUUUUUACAUAGGGUGCCUACAGGUAGCAACUGUGAUAGGUCCUUUUCUUGGUUUCAUGUUGGGAUCAUAUUGUGCACAGCUAUAUGUGGAUGUGGGAUUCACAGAUAUAGAAGAGGUGACUAUAACACUUACUGAUGCCCGUUGGGUUGGAGCAUGGUGGCUGGGCAUUCUGAUUUGUGGAUCAGUAAAUCUGCUCGCUGGAAUACCUUUUUGUUUUCUGCCCAAAUCCCUUCCAAAGGAGGGACAAGCAAACGAGACUGAGUUAUUAAAUAUGAGAAAUGCAUCACUGCUACAAGAGAGAGGUGCCAGACGGAAAAUGCGUGAAAUCACUAAAGAUUUCAUCCCAUUCCUCAGGAGUCUGUUUCACAACCCAGUUUAUAUGUUGUUUAUAUGCAUAACUGUGAUGCAGUUCAGUGCUUUCAUUGGUAUGAUAACCUUCAUGCCAAAAUAUUUGGAACAACAGUAUGGGAAAUCUGCAUCACAGGCCAUCUUUUUAAUAGCUGUUUACAACUUACCAGUUAUAUGCAUUGGAUAUUUUCUUGGAGGCUUUCUAAUGAAGAAAUUCAAGAUAAGUACCAUUCAAGCUGCCAACAUAGCCUUUUGGAUCUCUUUAACUGAAUACCUAAUCUACUUUGCUGCUUAUUUCACGGUCUGCGACAAUUCUCCAGUUGCCGGUCUAACAGUCUCCUAUGAAGGAAUAGAACAGGUCUCAUACAUGGAAAUAACCCUACUUGAUGACUGCAACAGGGAUUGUGAUUGCUCAAUUAAAGUGUGGGACCCUGUUUGUGGGGAGAACGGAAUAACGUAUGUUUCACCUUGUCUUGCUGGUUGUAGAGCUUCAGAUGGAACAAGAAAAUAUACAGUAUUUGAAAAUUGCACCUGUGUUGCAGCUUCUGGAUUUUCAUCUGGAAAUGUCUCUGCGGUUCUGGGCCAGUGUGACAAAGAAGCAAACUGUGACAUGAUGCUUCAGUACUUUUUAAUAUUAUCCAUAGUCUGCAGCUUCAUUUAUUCCUUAGGAGCCAUGCCUGGCUAUAUGGUUUUAAUAAGGUCUCUAAAGCCUGAAGAAAAGUCAUUUGGUGUGGGUAUCCAUACACUUGCUUCAAGAGUAUUUGCUGGAAUUCCAUCUCCCAUUUAUUUUGGAGCUUUGAUAGACUCAACAUGUUUGAAAUGGGGAACUCUGAGUUGUGGUGGUGAAGGAGCAUGUAGGAUGUAUGAUACUGUCACAUACAGAUGGUACUACCUGGGACUGCCAGCGAUAUUACGUGGAGUGUCCUACAUCCCAUGUGUGCUAAUUCUCGUCAUUUUAAAGAAACAACUUAAAUCUUCUGACGGAAAGACCUUAAAUAGAUCCCCAAUGGCAAUGGAGAACAUAGUAGAGCAAAAUGGCUGAACAGAGAAGCAUUCAAGCUCAGACUUUUGCAGGGCACAUCAUGAGACAGCCUCAGAGUGUAAACUUGAACAUAUCUUUACUAAUGAUUGGUGACUGAAACUAGUGAACACUUGGACUGAGACUAAUAUAAUUACACAUAGAUAGUUCUCAGUUCCCUUCUUAAAAAUAUCAUAUAGAAGACAGUAGACAGGAAAAAAGUGUGUGAAUGGUAUAAAAGAACUGAAACUCUCAAUAUUAUAAUAACAUAGGAAAUGUCAGAGGCUAGUGAUCUGAGGAUAGUACUGUGAAUCAAAAAUAGCUUAGGUGAAAUCCUGCCUCCAUUGAAGUAGUGGAACUUUUGCCAUGGAGUUCAAUAGGGCCAGGAUUUCAUCCUUGAAUUCUACAUCCAAUUCCGUCACAACCUCACUUUGUGAUCUUAGGCAAGUCAUUUAACUCUCUGUGCCUCAUUUUCCCAAGAUGCAGGUAAUAUUUAUCCUGUUGUGAGGUGUCACAGCCAUGGUCAAGUUCCCCUUGCUGGACACUCACAGCUUGCUGGUUUUGGAUGCCAGCACUGGACCUGUGUACUUCUGGCUUGCUGAGUUCAAGCAGAAUCCAGGCAAUGCCUCUGGUUUUGGGUCUCUAGGUAGACGCUCAGAGUACAGAUCCUGCAUUUAGCACUCAUUUCUGAGAGCUGGGACUUUGCAGCCAACUGCUUAGGUCUUGAGACUAAUGCCAGCUCCCCAUAGGCGGCAGGUUUGUAUAAUUUUUGGUGGGGCCCAAAAUGGUGGUGCCCCCCCGCUCCCGCCCUGUAAGCCGAUAUAAAAUGAAGCUAUAACGUGUCAGUGCCACAAGAUUACAAGGGUCAA